AUGAAUCAAGAGGAGUCCAGAGAGAAUAAAAACAAACUUCUAACAAACACAACGCCAGCACCAUCAGCUUGCAAUAGCAAAACCCAAACCAGGAGAAGGAACAAGCCAAGUCUGCAUGACAACAUCUUGAACGGCUCCAAUUUUGACCAACCUAUCAAUACAUUGAUUGCUCUUCUUCGAGGUUUUAUUGCUAGAUAA
Molecule: messenger RNA, 198 nt
Organism: Dovyalis caffra
Lineage: Eukaryota; Viridiplantae; Streptophyta; Magnoliopsida; Malpighiales; Salicaceae
Source: the annotation of a GenBank genome assembly